AUGAUUCAGGCUAUGUCGACCUACACUAUGGGAGUAUAUAAAAUUCCUGCCGAGGUGACUGAUCAUAUUCAUGCUAUGAUGGCCAGAUUUUGGUGGGGUCAAGAUGAGGCGAAACGGAAGGGGAUAUGGGUUUUAGGGACUUUGAAAGUUUUUAACGAUGCUCUUCUCGGUCGGCAAUCUUGGAGACAUAUUAGUAAUCCAGACUCCCUUUUAAACAAGGUGUUGAGUGCUAAAUACUAUAAAGGGAAGAGCUUCCUUAAAACUAAUCUCGGAGUAGGGGGCAACUUCUCUUGGCGAAGUAUAUGGCCCUCCAAAGGCUUGCUCAAAGAAGGGAUAAUAUGGAGAAUAGGGAAUGGAUCUUCCGUUGACAUAUGGGAUGACCCUUGGGUGGACAAUGGUACUAGCAGAUUCAUCGCUUCCCCUGUGUCCGAUGAAGUUUCCCAUGUUAGUGACUUGAUUGACCAUAAUGCAAGAGAGUGA
Chenopodium quinoa (quinoa) is the source of this 480-nucleotide messenger RNA. RefSeq lists its product as uncharacterized. NCBI's taxonomy places the organism in Eukaryota, Viridiplantae, Streptophyta, Magnoliopsida, Caryophyllales, Amaranthaceae. The record is from RefSeq and is a predicted model, not a curated record. Bases 1 to 480 code for a protein of 159 amino acids. The transcript is spliced from 2 exons.